AGUAGGUUCCCCAUUAUUUAAUAUAAAUAUUAUAUGAUUUUGUACAUUUUGUGUUUUCCGGUUGCACUGAAAUCGCGAACCCCAAAUAAGUACCAACACAGAACCACAGAACCCUACUUUUUUAGUUUUUUUAUAGUUCAACACGUGUGAUUCAGUAAAAUUGUAAGAUUAUUAGUUAUUCGUAUUUGAUAAGAAAUCUGGACUAGUGAAAAUGUAAAAUUCGUAAAGAAAAUAAGUAAAUAAUAAUAACUAAUAAAUUAUUUUAUUUAAUAGUAAAUAAAGUAUUAAUAAUAUUAUUUUUAAUUGUUCAAAAAUAUAACACAAUAAAUCUUACAUUUUUAAAUAACAAUAUUUUAUAAUAACUCAAAUAGACAGUUUAAGAUAUAUUCAUCAACGUUUGUGUGGAUCUAUUUAUUGAAUAUAGUUAUUACACAAAAUGGAAGAAUUUACUAUGCUACGAUCAAUGUUGGACAUAUUAAAUAGUAAACAUACUAAUAAAAAAAAAGCCGUUAUAGAAGCACUGCCUAUACUAUUAGAUACAUAUGAUGUAAAUGAAGAAAUAGAUGUUUAUAAUUUGAUUGUGACGAAUGCAAAAAACUUGUGUUUUCAAGUUUUUGAUCCUCAGUCGGAAAGUUUAGCUUGGAAAGAUUCAGAUGUGUCAUUAGAUGAUUUAAAAUCCUUGUUAGUUUAUUUUAUUAAUAUAAUAAAAAAACAAAAUAGUGCUGAUAUUGUUCAGUUAUUUCAAUAUAGUAUAGAAUUAACAAAUAAAGUUGAUUUUAAAAAUUGUUCCAAUGAAAGAAUGAGAAAUAUUGGAUUUUGUAUGCAGAACAUAUUUAUGCCAGGUAAUGGUAAUAUGGAUAAUAACACACAACUCAAUAAUUUAAGAAAUACAUUAUUAAAUAUACUCAAUGAACCAUACUUAAAUAAAAAUAAAUUAGAUGCUGUAAUAAUCUUAUUGAAUAAUAUUGUAUCAACUAAUUAUAUACAUAUUUUAUGGAAACAUAUUAAACCUAUAAUCAAAAUUCAUCCGGAUCGUAUAAUGAAUUUACUAUUCAACAUGCAAUCUUUAUUCUUUGAUUCUUCAUGUAUUAGUGUUAUUUUGAAUGAUGAUGAUUUUUGGAAUCUAACAUGUAAUUUAUUAACCAUUGAAAAUAAUGUUAUUAGAACUUAUAAUAAUGUCAUACUUAAACUAUCAUACUCCCAAUUAUUAAGUGAAAAUGUCAAUUACUGCCCAAACAAAAGUAAAGAACAGUAUGUUAAAGUAUGGAAUGAUUAUAUGGUUGUAAUGGAAACUCUAGAAAAUACUCAACAACAUUUAACUUUGCCAAUUCUGAGUACUGCUAAAAAACUUGCAUUAAACAAAACUGAUGAUAAUUAUGAUAAUUACAAGUUACCUUUAAAGUGGAUUACAGCUAUGUAUUGUAAAAUGUCUAAGCACAGUUCCAAAUAUGUUGUCUUAGCAAGUAUAGACAUCAUCACAAAUAUGCCAAUAAUAUCAUUAAAAACAAAUGAACAAUUAUUACUGUCAUUUGUGAAUUCAUUAAACAAUGUGUUUUUAUAUAAAAUGUCUAGUGACAUUUUUGUAAACCAACCUCAAUUGGAAAUUAUAUUGUCAUUAUGGUUUAAUAAACUUAUGAUGUCCAAUGAUGGUCACGAUGUAUUUGGCAUAUUUUUAUUGUAUCUGCCAACUAUUAAGUGGUCAAUUGUACCUUUAACAUACUUGACAAAAUCAUUAGCUGAUAUUUCACCAGAUUGUCCUUUAAGAUUUAAUAUUAUUAAUCAUGUACUCAAAAUAAAGGCUGUCAUUGAAAAAAUGCCAAAUUCAUACUUGAAAACUAUUGUGUUAACAUUUUUAUUUACAUUUACUUGUAAAUUUACUUUUGACGUUAAUACUGAAUUUGAUUGUGAUUUAUUUGAUUGCAUAAUUGUAUACCAAAAUGAAACAAAAUCUUGGAACUAUAUGGUAAAUUUAAUCCAAAAAAUAAAUGAUUUGAAUUAUUUAGACAAGCAAUUAUCACAACGCAUAAAUGAAAAGAAUAAAAUAUAUUCGACAUCUAUUGGAUUAUUAUUUUUAUCAAAUAUUUUUAGUAAUUCUCCAAUAAGCAUAAAAAAAUUAGAUGAAAUUUGUUGUAAGAUGGAAGAUAUAUCAGAUUUGUUAGAAUUUUUAGAAUGUUUAUUGGAAGUCGAAGACCACUUUGGUAGAUAUGACACUUCUGUUAGUCAAAUAUUAAGUAAACAUAUUUGGCCAAUUAUAACAAAUUGGGUUGAAAAAUGUUUUCAAAUAUUAGAAGAAAAUUCUUGUGAUGAUCAAGCUAUUUGUCGCUUUCUGGACAAAGUUUUAUCCUCAAAUCGAAUAGUAGAUAGUACAAACUCUAUGAAUAUUUGGCUUCACAAAUGUUAUUCUAUUCUUACCAAAUACUCUGGCAAUUAUUCUAUUUUAGCAAUAUAUAGCUGGAUUGGUAAAUAUGCAACAAAAUAUUCUUUUGAAGAUAAAUUAAAAAAUGAUUGGCUAUCUUUCACUAAGUAUUUCAUUGAUGCUGGAUUUUUUUCCAUUAAAAAUCAAGAUUUUUAUCGUUCAAGAAAACCAGGAAUGCAUCAAAUUCCCCAAUUGGAUAUAAUCAAUACAUUUUUCCAACAUUCUACUGUACCCAAAGAACAAAUGUUGGGUAUACUUGAAUGGUUAAUGGAUAAAACUUUGGAGCGUCAUGAUUUAUAUUGGAGUAUAUAUUUUUCAACUGCUAAGUCAUUUUUAUGUAAAUUUCCAAUUCAAGAACAUUCUCAGUUAAUAAUACAAUUUAUCCAAAAUUGUUGGGACUUUCUAGUUGAUUGUCGAGUAUCUUGUUUUCCUAAUGCUACCAAAAGUUUUAUUAAAAUGGCUUUUCAUAACAAUUUGUUAUUAGAAGAAAAAUAUAAAACAUUUAUUAAAAAUCAGGUUAUCCAAAAUCUUUUAACUGAAAAUUACCGUUAUAAAUUUAGUGUUUGUUUCUCUUUACUUCUUCUUCAUUUUUUAGAGGAAGAUUGUUCCAUUAAUAUUUUAGAAUUAAAUUUUUUAAUGUCUGAAUUUUUUGCUAAAUGUUUAUUAUUCAGUAUUGAUCGAUAUGGUGCUAUUAAAAUUGAAUGGGACACACUUGAAUAUGUACGGACAUUGAAUGAUUCUUUUCCAUUUAUCAAUGAUAUUCCAAUUGAGUGUUUGCCAGAUGAUAAAUAUUUACGUUUUAAAACGAUUAAAUACUUGUACAAACUAAAUUCCAAUAUAUUAUGGAAAAAUGUUUUGGAUAUAAUCAUUAAGACAGAGUCAUCUUUAAGAGAUAGAAAAUUUUUUCAUAAUUCAAAAGCAUAUCGUAUAAAGCAGCGAGUAGUACAAGUUUUGCUUAUUGUUGCUUGUGACAAACAACAUGAGACAUUGAUAUUCGAUGAAAAUAUAUAUAAAUGGUCAUUAUCAAGUUUAAAAGAAGUUUCUCACAUACAUAGUGUUGCAUAUCAAUUAAUAUGGUUAUUGGUUUUAAUAUAUAAUAGAUGUAAAAGUUUUUAUAACUUUUGGAAUGACUUCAAAACUGCCCAAGAAAAUCAUAAUUGUAUGUGCAGCUUUAUAUCCAUAGUAUAUCACUUACACAAAAUAAAGAAUAACAAACAAUUUGAAAUUGAAGCUAAAAAGAAUCUCUUACCUCUAUGCUUUUCAAAUGGUUAUAAAAUACGGUUUUAUGCUCAGUCAACAAUUUUUAGAUUAUGUUCUAAUAAUCCCGAAGAAAACGAAUGGUCAUUAUUAUGUGAAUCUAUGGGAAGUAUAAUAGAUCAAAAUGAACAAACUAAAAAGUAUGAAAAUCCAUUUGACGAUUUUUUCUAUCAAGAAUUAGAUAUGAUAAAUUCUUUAUCUUUAAAAAAUAUAUGUAUAGAGUUACCUAGAUUAUUAAAUAUAAUUCAUGAAGAAAGUUUUCCGAUUAAAUGGUUUAAUGAUUUCUUGGAGGCUAUGAAUAAUGAUGAUAAAUAUGAUUUGUCACUCUGUGCAGUCUCAUCCUUUAUUGAGAAAAAUACUUCUCCAGUAUCAUCAAAUGAAGUUAUUGUCUUAGAUAAUGCUCAAAAUGCUCAAAGGAAGUAUAUUCCAUCUCAACCUCUAGAUGAACACACAUCUAAAUCAAUGUUAAUAGUUGUUGCAUCUUUGAUAGAUAAAGUAACUAAUUUAGGUGGCUUAGCUAGAACCUGCCAAGUAUUUGGAGCCUCCACUUUAGUUGUUGAUAAUUUAUCAUGUGUAGAAAAAAAAGAAUUUACAGCAUUAAGUAUGACUGCAGAAAAACAUCAAUAUAUUGUUGAGAUUAGAGUUAAAAACCUAAAAUCAUAUUUACAAAAAAAGAAAAUUGAAGGAUAUCAAAUUGUGGCUGCGGAACAAACAGUAGAUAGUAUUAAGUUGCAUGAUAUCAAGUUGCCAUUUAAAUGUGUUCUACUUCUAGGCAAUGAAACCUCUGGUAUUCCACAUGAUUUGUUAAGCACUAUGGAUAUAUGUGUCGAAAUAGAGCAAUUGGGUAUUGUCAGAUCAUUAAAUGUACAUGUUGCUGGUUCAUUAUUUAUCUGGGAAUACACCAAACAACAUUGUUUAACAUUUUCUAACUGAUUUAAUUAUUUCACCAAGAAAUUGAUCAUUAUAAAAAUAAUUAAUAAAUACAUUUUUACAUUAAGGUA
Messenger RNA from Rhopalosiphum padi (bird cherry-oat aphid), 4674 nucleotides. RefSeq lists its product as uncharacterized. Gene Ontology annotation, molecular function: RNA binding; tRNA (guanine) methyltransferase activity. The transcript is spliced from 13 exons. Bases 437 to 4606 code for a protein of 1389 amino acids. The record is from RefSeq and is a predicted model, not a curated record. Lineage: Eukaryota; Metazoa; Arthropoda; Insecta; Hemiptera; Aphididae. Gene Ontology annotation, biological process: tRNA methylation.